This is a messenger RNA of Octodon degus (degu), 1406 nucleotides long. It is a transcript of the gene Rnf208, whose product is annotated as ring finger protein 208. NCBI's taxonomy places the organism in Eukaryota, Metazoa, Chordata, Mammalia, Rodentia, Octodontidae. Gene Ontology annotation, biological process: protein ubiquitination. Bases 435 to 1235 code for a protein of 266 amino acids. The record is from RefSeq and is a predicted model, not a curated record. Gene Ontology annotation, molecular function: ubiquitin protein ligase activity. The transcript has a single exon.
UGGGCGCCCUGUCCUGGAGCCAUGGGGCCCACUUAGCCCCUGCCUGCCCCGAUGUCCCGGCCCGGGGACUGCUGACCCUGGCUGCAGGGGGACCUCCCCCAGCGCCCCCGGGCCAGCCUCUGCAGCCAGAGACCCUGGGUGAGCGCCUGGGCCAGACCCCAAGCCCUGGGCAGCCUCCCACAGCUCCCUGCCCCUGCCUGCCCCUCCCGUCCCCACCCCUGCCUCCCCUUCCCAGGACUGGACCAGAGAGGGCACUGUGGCCACUGGGGGGCACUCUGCCCCCCCAGGUCUCACCGGCCGCCCCCCGAAGUCCACGGGGCGGCCGGGGUCUCCAUCAAGCUGGGCAGGACCAGGAUGCUGUCCCCCGUCUUCCCCCGCGCCCCCAUCCAACGCCCCCGCCCACCCGAACAUCUGGUGUGACUGGAGACAGCCGGAUGCUAGCUGACCCUGGGCCCGAGGUGGGCAGUGGCUGGCCGGGCCUCCUCAUGUCCUGCCUGAAGGGCCCACAUGUCAUCCUCAAGAUGGAGGCCAUGAAGAUCGUGCACCCUGAAAAGUUCCCCGAGCUUCCAGCUGCUGCCCCCUGCUACCCGCCUGCACCUCGGCCUGCCCCCACUCUGGCACCCAAGCGUGCUUGGCCCUCCGACACAGAGAUCAUUGUCAACCAGGCCUGUGGUGGGGACAUGCCUGCCUUGGAAGGGACACCCCACACCCCACCCCUGCCACGGAGACCCCGCAAAGGCAGCGCAGAACUGGGAUUCCCCCGCGUGGCACCUGCAGACGAGGUGAUUGUGAAUCAGUAUGUGAUCCGGCCCAGCUCAGCGGCCUCUGCAGGCUCGUCGGCAUCAGGGGCCCCAGCAACAGGGGAGCCCCUGGAAUGCCCCACCUGCGGGCACACCUACAACGUCACCCAGCGACGGCCCCGCGUGCUGUCCUGCUUGCACUCGGUAUGUGAGCAAUGUCUGCAGAUCCUGUACGAGUCCUGUCCGAAGUACAAGUUCAUCUCCUGCCCCACCUGCCGCCGCGAGACUGUGCUCUUCACCGACUACGGCCUGGCCGCACUGGCUGUCAACACAUCCAUCUUGAGCCGCCUGCCGCCUGAGGCGCUGACCGCCCCCUCUGGUGGCCAAUGGGGGGGAGAGUCUGAGGGCAGCUGCUACCAGACCUUCAGGCAGUACUGUGGGGCUGCCUGCACCUGCCACGUGCGGAACCCGCUGUCCGCCUGCUCCAUCAUGUAGCACCCGUCUGCCUGCUACCGGCUGCCGCUGCCCUCACCCAUUGCUUCUUUAGGGACCCGGCCCUGCCCUGUCACCCACUCACCCUUCCUCGCCCACCAUGGCUGUGGCCCAACCCUUCGUGGUAUUGUCGCUGAAGCCAACUCUGCCAUUAAAACUCUUUGCCAAAGUUUG